CGGUCUGGAGCUCAUGAAGACCUCCGUUCUGCUCUCUGGACAGAACCUUUGAUCCCAGACUGUACCUGCAGCUCCACGCCCCUCUCGGAGAAAAUCAGAGCGAUGUUCCGCCGCCACGCCCUCACUGGGUUCCUGACUGGGUUCCUGAUGGUCUGCCCCCUGGUGGUGAGGAGCCAGAACGAUACCGAGCCCAUAGUCCUGGAGGGGAAGUGUUUGGUGGUGUGUGACUCCACCCCGUCCAUGGAGCCCUCUGGGAACGCUCUGGGGAUGUCGGUGCGCUCCGGGACGGGACGUGUCGCGUUCUCGGCCACCCGGAGCACCAACCACGAACCGUCGGAGAUGAGCAACCGAACCAUGACCAUCUACUUCGACCAGAUCCUGGUAAACGUAGGCAGCCAUUUUGACCCGGCGCAGAGCAUCUUCGUGGCCCCGAGGAAAGGCGUCUACAGCUUCAACUUCCACGUGGUCAAGGUCUACAACCGUCAGACCAUCCAGGUGAGUUUGGCGCUGAACGGUUGGCCGGUGAUCUCGGCCUUCGCCGGGGACCAGGACGUGACGCGGGAGGCGGCGACCAACGCGGGACUGGUUACCAUGGAGAGAGGAGACAAGGCCUACCUGAAACUGGAGAAAGGGAACCUGAUGGGGGGCUGGAAGUACUCCACCUUCUCCGGGUUCCUGGUGUUCCCUUUAUAGACGCCGCAGGAACCAUCGGUACCGAAGGAGAGGCGCUUCAGAUGGUUCCAGAACUUUCCUAUUGUUUAUGGGUCACGGGUCCUCGUCAAAAAUCCAUUAAAUUCAUUCAUCACGUCUUUAGUUUCAUUUUACUCUUUCUAUACAUCAUUGUACACCCUUCAUCCUGGUCAGGGUCACUGUGCAUCCGGUGCCACCCAGAAACUCUGAACGGGAAUUCAGCUCAUCCUGGACAUGCAUGACAGAUCAUCACAUUCAUUCAAUCAUCUAACACAUGUAAACAAAAAGCUGAUUCUGAGCAGCCAAUCCACCUCCUGCAUGUUUUUUGAAGGAAGGCGGGAACCGGAGCACUUGCAGUAAAGACAGACAGACGUAGGAGAACAUGCCAAACUUUGCGUUGCUUAGGUGGUAUGCAGGAAUAUUAACUAUAAUGUUAUUCUUUAUGACCCUCUCAGAUUUGAGUUUUACAGAAUCAUAAAUAUAUAGACAGCAGCUCAGACGGAUAUUUUAGUGUUAUUUAAGUUUAUAAAGAGAAACACACAGGAGAGUUUAUUAUAGAAAACAGGAUUAUUAUAAGUGUAUGUAAACUUUUGACCCUGACUGUAUGAACUUUAAAUGGAAUGUUUAUUUAAAUCUAUAAAUAUUAUAUAAAUAAAUAAAUAAUG
This is a messenger RNA of Trichomycterus rosablanca, 1355 nucleotides long. RefSeq names its product cerebellin-1. Lineage: Eukaryota; Metazoa; Chordata; Actinopteri; Siluriformes; Trichomycteridae. Gene Ontology annotation, cellular component: synaptic cleft; glutamatergic synapse. The record is from RefSeq and is a predicted model, not a curated record. The transcript is spliced from 3 exons. Gene Ontology annotation, molecular function: protein binding. Bases 103 to 693 code for a protein of 196 amino acids. Gene Ontology annotation, biological process: maintenance of synapse structure.